CGUCACAUAUUUGAAAGAGUUCAAGAAAAUAAAGACAUGGAAGCCAAAAAGAGUAUUUCAAAAGACGCAUUUCGGGUUCAGGAGCUUAAAGAGGUCAAACGCUUUUUGAGUCCGCCAGGCGAUAAAGCAGAGGAGCCGUCGAGCGUUACGAGUAUGUCGGCUUUUACGGCAGCGAAAAACGUCGAGUUGGUAAAAAGCGUCUCGCCGCCACAGCAUCUCGCACUCAGCGGCGACCGGCGGAGGACGGCCGGCGGUGACGCCACAGCGGGGCGGGACAACAAGUCCGACUCCGCCGCCGCCGCCGCCGCAGCAGCAGCAGGAGCAGGAGCAGGAGCAGGAGCCGUCGUCGUCGUUUCAGGCAGCGGCAGACUUGUUGGCAGCGCACGACGUGGACGACCGGGCACCGCCGCGAGCUGCUGGACUCCGUCUGGAUUUUCAGGCGUACCGACAUCCCAACUUUUGCUGACUGACCAACCUCAGGUCAAUCACAGAAACAUGUCUGGAAAAAUAUCAAAAGAGGAGCUGGAGGAAAUGAGGGAGACCUUUGGGAAGAUUGAUCUGGACCACGACGGCUUCAUCAGUGAUUACGAACUGACCGAUCUCCUGAAAGAGACCGGCCAUCCGCAGCCCGGUUACAAGGUCCGAGAGAUCAUCCACCGACUCGAUCGCAACCACGACAAUAAGAUCAGCUUCAACGAGUACAUCGCGAUUGUGAACGAGUUGAAGGGCAGCGAAAUAGCCAAAACCUUCCGCAAAGCCAUCAACAGGAAAGAAGGCAUCCUCGCCAUCGGAGGCACGUCGGAGCUCUCGAGCGAAGGAACGCAACACUCCUUCUCUGAGGAGGAACGUUUCGCUUUCGCCAAGUGGAUCAACAGUGCUCUGGAAAGAGACCCCGACUGCCAACAUGUCCUGCCCAUGGACCCCACCACAGACUCUCUGUUCACAUCUGUAGCCGACGGGAUCUUGCUCUGCAAAAUGAUCAAUCAAUCAGUGCCGGACACCAUCGACGAGAGGACAAUAAACAAGAAGAAGCUCACACCCUUCACAGUGCAGUUGGACACUUGCCUUAAGCCUACCGUCGGACCCUCACAGGAGAAUCUCAACUUGGCGCUGAACUCUGCCUCGGCCAUCGGCUGCCACGUCGUCAACAUCGGCGCUUUGGACUUGAAGGCGGGGAAGCCCCAUCUGGUGCUGGGCCUGCUGUGGCAGAUCAUCAAGAUCGGUUUGUUUGCCGACAUCGAGCUCAGCAGGAAUGAAGCUUUGGCGGCGCUGCUGAGAGAAGGCGAGACCCUGGAGGACUUGAUGAAGUUGUCCCCCGAAGAACUGCUUCUACGCUGGGCCAACUUUCACCUGGAGAACGCCGGCUGGCAGAAGAUCAACAAUUUCAGCUCCGACAUCAAGGACUCCCGGGCCUACUUCCACCUCCUCAACCAGAUUGCUCCCAAGGGGACCGAGGAAGGCCAGCCGGCCAUCGACAUCAAGAUGUCGGGCUUCAGCGAGCGGGACGACGUCAAGCGGGCCGAGGCGAUGCUGCAGCAGGCCGACCGGCUCGGCUGUCGACAGUUCGUCACCCCGGCUGACGUCGUGAGCGGGAAUCCCAAACUGAAUCUGGCCUUUGUGGCCAAUCUGUUCAACAAAUAUCCUGCACUGACCAAACCUGAGAACCAGGACAUUGACUGGAACCUGCUGGAAGGUGAAACGCGAGAGGAGCGGACGUUCCGAAACUGGAUGAACUCCCUCGGCGUGAACCCCACCGUCAACCAUCUCUACGUGGACCUGCAAGAUGCGAUCAUCAUCCUGCAGCUCUACGAGAAGAUUAAAGUGGAGGUGGACUGGAACAACAAAGUCAACAAGCCGCCGUACCCCAAGCUCGGAACCAACAUGAAGAAGCUGGAGAACUGCAACUACGCCGUGGACCUCGGCAAAGGCGCCAAGUUCUCGCUGGUCGGCAUCGCCGGGCAGGACUUGAACGACGGCAACGCUACGCUCACCCUGGCGGUGGUCUGGCAGCUAAUGAGAAGGUACACGCUUAAUGUUCUGGAGGAACUGGGUGACGGAGAGAAGGUCAAUGACGACAUCAUCGUCAGAUGGGCCAACAAAACAUUAACCGAAGCUGGAAAGAACACCAGGAUUUCAAGCUUCAAGGACAAGGAGAUCAGCAACAGCUUGGCAGUACUCGAGCUGAUCGACGCCAUCCAGCCCGGCAGCGUCAACACCGACCUGGUUAAGACGGGCCACCUCUCGGAAGAGGACAAGCUGGAGAAUGCCAAGUACGCCAUUUCCAUGGCGAGGAAAAUCGGAGCCCGGGUCUACGCUCUGCCCGAGGACCUCGUGGAAGUCAAGCCCAAAAUGGUGAUGACGGUCUUCGCGUGCCUGAUGGGCCGAGGGAUGAAGCGCGUCUGAAGAGUUUUGACGCCCGCCGUCAUUGUGACACUUGCCGACGUCCGCUUUUGGGAACCGUCCCCCUUCCAUCCUCUCCCAAGAAUGAAUGAAUGAAUGAAUGUAUCCUCGAAGAAGAUUGAAAGCAUCUCUGCCUCUUUGGAAGACGGCGUGCUGUUAUUUCAAAUCUCUUAAAUUUCACAUGUUUACCGACAGCUCGCGCUGUGCACUCUCCAUAAAAUGUUACACGAUCGACUUGGAAUUUACUGCCAUUGGUUUCCACACGUUCCUCAAAUCAUUCCAGAAGGCCCAACAUCCACGCGUGCCCGCGUCAAUCCAUUUAUUUACAUAUCAGUGUACAGAUGCCGUAAGGUCACGCUAAAGCGACGACCUCUCUCUAUAUGCGGUGUAUUUUUCUAGCUUAUGUAUUUUUGCGGGAGACGACGCGCCGGCCCGGGGCUUCCGUUUUUUUUUUGCUCCGUGUCCGACGAGGAGCAGGUCGUCGGUCGGGACUCCGCUGUGCCUUCUCGUCUCCGCGACGACCUUUUACUGGAACUUUUUGCCCUUCCGCCGCCUUUUUGCAUGCAAGCGUCACCAAAUGUAAAGCGCAACGACGACGGCCGCGCGGUCACGUCGACUCCAAAGUUGUUCACGUGUUUUCAAUAAAUUUUGAAAUUCUGAAAACUC
This is a messenger RNA of Syngnathoides biaculeatus (alligator pipefish), 3066 nucleotides long. RefSeq names its product plastin 3 (T isoform) (gene pls3). Gene Ontology annotation, molecular function: calcium ion binding; actin filament binding. The coding region runs from base 37 to 2403 and encodes 788 amino acids. The record is from RefSeq and is a predicted model, not a curated record. Gene Ontology annotation, cellular component: actin filament bundle; cytoplasm; actin filament. The transcript has 17 exons. Gene Ontology annotation, biological process: actin filament bundle assembly; actin filament network formation. NCBI's taxonomy places the organism in Eukaryota, Metazoa, Chordata, Actinopteri, Syngnathiformes, Syngnathidae.